This is a messenger RNA of Kwoniella botswanensis, 1479 nucleotides long. RefSeq lists its product as uncharacterized. Lineage: Eukaryota; Fungi; Basidiomycota; Tremellomycetes; Tremellales; Cryptococcaceae. Bases 1 to 1479 code for a protein of 492 amino acids. Gene Ontology annotation, biological process: tRNA processing; rRNA processing; intronic box C/D snoRNA processing. Gene Ontology annotation, cellular component: nucleolar ribonuclease P complex; cytosol; ribonuclease MRP complex. The transcript is spliced from 3 exons. Gene Ontology annotation, molecular function: ribonuclease MRP activity; ribonuclease P activity. The record is from RefSeq and is a predicted model, not a curated record.
AUGACGACUCUCCCCCGGACGAAGCUUGCCCCUUCCGCUAUGCCGUCACAGCCCCCAACCGUGAUAAAAGCAGUGAAAGUCGUGGCUGCUAAUGGCGCUCAAACCAUCCGAGCUCAAUCGAAGAAAGACAAGACGAAGGCUGCGAACGGACAAGAUGGUGUGGAUAGAGCAGGGAUGAGCAAAGAUGUGGUCAAAGCUGUUCUGGCAAGUCCGUUGACUGUAGCUUGGCCAAAUAUCCCUCGACAUCUGCAAAAUGCUACUCUGCAUGCAUUGAAGGAACUCGUACCUCCCGAAGUUGCUGAUUACCACGUAUCCAGAGCGAGAUGUCAUCAAAGAGAGAAACGAAAACAUAGGAAGAUAACGCGGAAUGCGAAUGGCAAAGGGGGUCAAGAGAAAUCAGACGCUGAUGGAAAAGACGUUGAAAUGAAGGAAGGAAUCAGGACCACUUCGAGUGCGGAAGACACGACGAGUAGUGGAGUAGGGACCAAAAGGGUCUCUAUCGAACUUCCUACAGACGAACCAGCACAAAAGAAAAUGCGACUGGAUGAAACUGGAGAAGCAGAAGGAGGAGGUGAAGGUGAAUCAGGAUCUAAACCUGUCAAACCAGAAAUACUAUCGCACAUGGUUUUAGGGAUAAAUGAAGUGCUCAAAUCUCUGGAAUCGCAAAUAUCGGAUUUGAGAAUCCGCAUAAUGAUCAUGGGAGAUACAUUAAACGGUGUACCUACGACUUUGGCUAGAAACGAGAAAGGUCCUACCAAAAAUCAUUUGUUACCUACCGCACCUAGAUCACCUUCACUCUCUCCCGUACCCGAAGCUGAAGUCACCAAGGACAGUGACCAAGCUAAAGCUCUGAAUCAAGGUAUAUCACCAUUGGAAUUUAUAAUCGUUCCGUUAUUAUCCAUCAAUCCACCUUCGCUAGUCUCGCCAAUUCCACAAUAUUGCGCGACGUAUAAUACUUUGGUAUAUCAGCACAACCAGUUAGCUAAGAUAUGUAAGACCCGCUUGAAAGCUGGACAAGUUGAGAAAAUUGUUAGCGGGGAAAAAGAGGAAGUGAGAGUCGUUCCCCUUGGUGCGGUAGAGAAGGAGAUGGCGGAGUUGGUAGGAUUGAGAAGAGUCGCGUGUCUGGGUGUAAGAAUUUCACACCCCUCUAUCUCACUAUUACAGAACCUCUUGCCUAAAAGUGUACUACACUCACCCAGACAUUCAAUAACUUUACCUAUACCUACAUCAUCAUUGAAAGCACACGACAUAACACAAUCGACUGAAGGUGCGAAAACGACCACCAAAGUGAAACCUCCAAUAGCCGGUGUUCAUUAUGCGGAUCUGCAUAUCAAGGGGAUCAAAACGAAGAUGCCGGUUGAUAAUGCCGCUAGGAAAGCUAAGAGGUUGGAGGAAGUGAGGAGGAAGAGGGUCGAAGCGAAGAUGAAAAAGAAGGAGCUGAGGGUGAAAGGCAAGCAGAAGGAGAAGCAGUCACAAUAA